AUGAAAAUUACUCCCGGCGUAUUAGACGUUCCAGUGGUGAGGGAAUUUCAUGAUGUUUUUCCUGAUGAAUUACCUGGACUACCACCUCAUCGAGAAGUAGACUUUGAAAUAGACACUAUUCUUGGGGCGGCACCUAUUUCAAUUGCACUAUAUAGAAUGGCUCCGUCAGAGUUAAAAGAAUUAAAGAAGCAGUUAGAAGAAUUACUAGAUAAAAGGUUCAUCCGACCUAGUAUUUCACCAUCGGGAGUACCAGGUAUUGGCAACUGCGGAUUGAGGAAGAGUCGAUCCAAAGACAGCUUUGAGGACCAGCAUGGGAGAGUUAUAGCUUAUGCUUCGAGGCAGUUGAGGCCACAUGAGAUGAACUAUCCGACCCAUGAUCUGGAAUUAGUUAGUGAUCCCGGCUUAGUGAGUCCUUUCUUCCGUGAUGAACUGUUGGCACCAGUCCCUAGUCGCAGCUAUCGAAUGAGGUUCCUGGGCCGCCCGACCUGCCUAUUGGGGAAUUGCCAAAGCGAUAGCAUUGACUAUCAUCCCGAAAAGGUAAACAUUGUAGCAGAUGCUUUGAGUAGAAAAACGGUGGACCAACUUGCUGGUAUGAUCUGCUAUAACAUGGAGUAUUUGACUGCCCUCAGAGCUAUGGAUGUACACUUUAGCAUUGGUGGUGAUAUUCUACUAGCUACAAUACAAGUGAAGCCCUCCCUCAAGGAUAAAAUUAAAGAUGCACAGGCUAGAGAUUCAUAUCUGCAGAGAAUGAAAGCUAAGGUGCAAAACGGAAAGAGCGAUCAAUUUAUAAUCCAAGAAGAUGGUACAUUGUUCAAUGAAAAACUUAUAUGCAUGCUGAACGUAGAGGAGUUGAGAAUGAAAAUUAUGCACGAGGUGCACUAUGCACCGUAUGCUAUGCAUCCUGGCAGUACCAAGAUGUAUCGUGAUUGA
Sesamum indicum (sesame) is the source of this 930-nucleotide messenger RNA. NCBI's taxonomy places the organism in Eukaryota, Viridiplantae, Streptophyta, Magnoliopsida, Lamiales, Pedaliaceae. The record is from RefSeq and is a predicted model, not a curated record.